Poecile atricapillus (Black-capped chickadee) is the source of this 765-nucleotide messenger RNA. RefSeq names its product GS homeobox 1 (gene GSX1). Gene Ontology annotation, cellular component: nucleus. Bases 1 to 744 code for a protein of 247 amino acids. Lineage: Eukaryota; Metazoa; Chordata; Aves; Passeriformes; Paridae. Gene Ontology annotation, molecular function: sequence-specific double-stranded DNA binding; DNA-binding transcription factor activity, RNA polymerase II-specific. The transcript is spliced from 2 exons. Gene Ontology annotation, biological process: regulation of DNA-templated transcription. The record is from RefSeq and is a predicted model, not a curated record.
AUGCCGCGCUCCUUCCUGGUGGACUCGCUGGUGCUGCGGGAGGCGGGCGAGAAGAAGGGGGAGGGCAGCCCUCCGCCACCGCUCUUCCCCUACGCCGUGCACCCCUCGCAUCCGCUGCCAGGGCUGCCGGCCGGCGCCUGCCACGCUCGCAAAGCCGGGCUGCUCUGCGUCUGCCCGCUCUGUGUCACCGCCUCCCAGCUGCACCCGCCGCCGCCCGCUAUCCCCCUCAUCAAGGCUUCCUUUCCUCCCUUCGGCUCCCAGUACUGCCACUCGCCCCUGGCCCGCCAGCAGCACUCCGUCUCCGCAGUCAGCGUCGGGCACGCACCGGCGCUCUACCAGGGCGCCUACCCACUGCCCGACCCCCGGCAGUUCCACUGCAUCUCCGUGGACAGCACGUCCAGCCAGCUGCCCAGUAGCAAGCGGAUGCGCACCGCAUUCACCAGCACGCAGCUCCUGGAGCUGGAGAGGGAGUUCGCCUCCAACAUGUACCUCUCCCGACUGCGGCGAAUCGAGAUCGCCACCUACCUGAACCUCUCCGAGAAGCAGGUGAAGAUCUGGUUCCAGAACCGACGGGUCAAGCACAAGAAAGAAGGCAAAAGUAGCUCCCACCGGGGCGGGGGGGGUGGCCACAGCUGCAAAUGCUCGUCCCUUUCCACCACUAAGUGCUCGGAGGACGACGAGGACUUGCGCAUGUCUCCGUCCUCCUCGGGGAAGGACGACAGAGGUCUCGCAGUCACCCCCUAACCACCCGCGCACCCACCCCGG